UCAGCCAUAACCAGACUCGCAACCCGUCAGACUAGCCGCGGCCGAGUCAGCAGCAUGGCGACACCUUUCCUGUGGAAGCUGUCGUCCCAGAAGCUGGGCUUCUUCCUGGUCAGCUUCGGCUUCAUCUGGGGCAUGAUGCUGUUGCACUUCACCAUCCAGCAGCGGGCCAGCCACGAGAACAGCGCGGUGCUACGGCAGCAGAUCCUGGACCUCAGCAAACGCUACAUCAAGGCGCUGGCUGAGGAGAACCAGAGUGUCAUGGACGGGCCCUACGUGGGAACCAUGACGGCUUACGACCUGAAGAAGACCCUCGCAGUGCUGCUGGAUAACAUCAUGCUGAGGCUGGGCAAGCUGGAGUCCAAAGUGGAAAACAUCUACAAUGGCACAGGGGGAAACCUAACCAAUGGCACCAGCACUGCCACACCCAGCAACUCCAACCCAGAGAAAGUUAACGUGGCAGACCUCCUAAAUGGAGCCCAGGAGAAGUGUGAGCUGCCGCCUUUGGAUGGUUUCCCUCACUGCGAGGGCAAAGUCAAGUGGAUGAAGGAGAUGUGGCGCUCAGACUCCUGCUAUUCCAAUUAUGGCGUGGAUGGAUCCACCUGCUCCUUCUUCAUCUACCUCAGUGAGGUGGAGAACUGGUGUCCUCGGCUGCCCUGGAGGUUAAAGACCAUAAAUGAGGAGAUAGACAGGAGGGGACAGGCGGAGGUCCGCACCAGCUUCGAGGAGCUCUACCGGGUGAUGUCACAGCGGGAGGAGUUCCGCUGGAUGAUGCUGAGGAUCAAACGCAUGGCUGAGCCGUGGGUCAGCGCCAUCCGCUCGCUGGCCGCCAAGCAGAACCUGGCCAAGCGUCGGAGGAAGAAGGUCCUGGUGCACUUGGGCCUGCUGACCAAGGAGUCGGGCUUCAAAAUAGCAGAAAACGCCUUCAGUGGAGGUCCACUGGGCGAGCUGGUCCAGUGGAGCGAUCUCAUAACCACGCUGUACCUGCUGGGCCAUGAUGUCCGCAUCUCAGCAUCCCUGGCUGAGCUCAAAGAGAUCAUGCGCAAGGUCAUGGGCAACAAGUCCAGCUGCCCCACCCAGGGUGACAAGGUGGUUGAGCUCAUCUACAUCGACAUCGUGGGCCUCACUCAGUUUAAGAAGACGCUGGGACCCUCCUGGGUCCACUACCAGUGCAUGUUGCGGGUGCUGGAUUCAUUUGGCACGGAACCAGAGUUCAACCACGCCCACUACGCCCAGUCCAAGGGUCACAAAACGCCCUGGGGGAAGUGGAACCUCAACCCGCAGCAAUUCAACACCAUGUUCCCUCACACACCAGAUAACAGUUUCCUGGGCUUUGUUGUGGAGCAGCACCUCAACGCCAGCGACAUCAAACACAUCGAUGACAUCAAGAGGCAGAACCAGUCGCUCGUCUACGGAAAGGUUGACAACUUCUGGAAGGAUAAGAAGAAAUACCUCGACGUCAUCCACAGCUACAUGGAGGUUCACGGCACCGUGCACGGCACCAGCACCGUGCAUCUUCCAAGCUACGUGAAGAACCACGGCAUCCUGAGCGGCCGAGACCUGCAGUUCCUCCUCCGAGAAACCAAGUUGUUCGUGGGUCUGUCCUUCCCUUACGAGGGUCCCGCCCCCCUGGAGGCCAUCGCCAACGGCUGCGCUUUCCUCAACCCCAAAUUCAACCCGGCAAAGAGCAGCAAGAACACCGAUUUCUUCAAGGGCAAGCCCACCCUGAGAGAGCUGACCUCUCAGCACCCAUAUGCUGAGGUUUACAUCGGUCAACCACACGUGUGGACGGUGGAUAUCGAAAACUCCGCAGAGGUGGAGAAGGCCAUCCGCUCCAUCCUCAGCCAGAAGAUCGAGCCCUACCUGCCCUAUGAGUUCACCUGUGAGGGGAUGCUGCAGAGAGUCAACGCCUUCAUUGAGAACCAGGAUUUCUGCCACGGUCAGGUGAUGUGGCCCCCCCUCGGCGCCCUGCAGGUCAAACUGGCCGAGCCAGGACGCUCCUGCAAGCAGGUGUGUCAGGAGGAGCAGCUCAUCUGCGAGCCCUCCUUCUUCCAACACCUCAAUAAGGACAAAGACCUGGCCAGGUUUGGUGUGGACUGUCAGACGGUGGAGUCGAGCGCCGACACGGUGGUCCCGGCCUACAGCGAUACCCGCCGCCACUGCAUCUUCCAGUCGGACCUGCUGCUGUUCAGCUGCGCCGGCGCCCACCAGUCGCUGCGACGCAUCUGCCCCUGCCGCGACUACAUGAAGGGCCAGGUGGCGCUCUGCAAAAACUGCCUAUAGCAUCAACACACGCAGAUAGAAGGAGGGGAAGCAGGUGGAGGAGGGUGGAGGGGUCUCGCCAGAAGUUUCGUGGGGGUUCGGGCACGGCUGGUUGGGGUUUAAAUGAAGUCGGAGCAGUGUGUGAGUGUGUUUAAGAGACGAUAACAAACACUCCAUGCAGUCAAACACACAUGGGACUCCUCUGUUGGAAGCUGUUUAGACUGAAAAGUGUUAACAGGACUACGUGUGUUCAUUAUAUUUAUCCCCCCCCCCAACUCCCACCAGCUGCUGGAGGUGAAGAACUCCCGCAGCCAAACCCGAGCAUCCGUCAACCCUCGUUCACCAGCGGCGGCGCUACGAUUCCUGGAAAGCGGUGUAAAAUUACUUGAAUCAACAAAGGGAGUCAGUGGUCUUAGACUUUCAAAGUGGUACUGCAGCACAUAUGAGUGACUGCCUGCCUGUUUGUCUCCAGGUUCACCAGGACAGCAAGGGACCAAGUACUCAAAUGACCCCUCAUGCCA
Scomber japonicus (chub mackerel) is the source of this 2780-nucleotide messenger RNA. RefSeq names its product alpha-1,6-mannosylglycoprotein 6-beta-N-acetylglucosaminyltransferase (gene mgat5). Gene Ontology annotation, molecular function: alpha-1,6-mannosylglycoprotein 6-beta-N-acetylglucosaminyltransferase activity. Lineage: Eukaryota; Metazoa; Chordata; Actinopteri; Scombriformes; Scombridae. Gene Ontology annotation, cellular component: Golgi apparatus. The transcript has 16 exons. Gene Ontology annotation, biological process: protein N-linked glycosylation. The record is from RefSeq and is a predicted model, not a curated record. The coding region runs from base 55 to 2280 and encodes 741 amino acids.